UAGAAAACCUCUAUACUACAAUUGUCCGAGUCUCCAGAUCCCCGAGAUUGAGGUAAUCAUUCAACAGGAAAAUAUAUUUCCCCUAUAAAAAGGGAGAAUUAUUAACGGAAAAGAAAGUAAACAAACUGCAGUAUUUAUAAAAUGGAAGAGAACCAAAGCAGCAGCGCCGCCGCCAUGAAAAAGGUUUAUCUGAUAAUCAACUGCCUCAUACUCGCCGUCGGCAACUGCGGCGGGCCCCUCAUCAUGCGCCUCUACUUCGUCCGCGGCGGCAAGCGGAUCUGGUUCUCCAGCUGGCUCGAGACCGGCGGCUGGCCCGUCACCCUCAUCCCGCUCCUCGUGGCCUACACGCGCCGCCGCGGCACGGAUACGCGGCUCUUCUUCAUGCGGCCGCGCGUGUUCGCGGCGGCGGCGGUGAUCGGGACGAUGACGGGCCUGGACGACUACAUGUUCGCGUACGGCGUGGCGAGGCUGCCGGUGUCGACGUCGUCGCUGCUCAUCGCGACGCAGCUGGCGUUCACGGCGGCGUUCGCGUUCGUGCUGGUGCGGCAGCGGUUCACGGCGUACACUGUGAACUCGGUGGUGCUGCUGACGCUGGGGGCGGUGGUGCUGGGGCUCCACACGAGCGGCGACCGCCCCGAGGGGGAGUCGAAUAGGGAGUAUUUGAUGGGGUUUUUCCUGACGCUGCUGGCGGCGGGGCUCUACGGCCUCAUCCUGCCGCUCAUAGAGCUCACGUACAAGCGGGCCAACCAGCCGCUCACCUACACCCUCGUCAUGGAGAUUCAGUUGGUCAUGUGCUUCUUCGCCACCGCCUUUUGCACCGUCGGGAUGAUCGUCAACAAAGAUUUCCAGGCAAUCUCAAGAGAAGCCAAAGCAUUCGAACUGGGAGAGACAAGAUACUACGUUGUUGCCGUUUGCAGCGCCAUAAUUUGGCAAUGCUUUUUCUUGGGUGCAAUCGGAGUCAUAUACUACUCUUCAUCACUGUUAUCAGGCAUCGUCAUCACAGUUCUGCUUCCUGCAACUGAAGUAUUGGCUGUUAUUUUCUAUCACGAGAGAUUCCAAGCCGAAAAGGGCAUCUCUCUCUUUCUCUCUCUUUGGGGUUUUGUCUCCUAUUUCUAUGGUGAUAUCAAACACAACAAAAAGAAGAUGAAGAACAAAAACAACCAUAUAAAUCUUGAUAAUAAUGGCCAGACUGCAGAAACACAAUUGGUGGAUCAAACUCACAUACCUUGACCACUUCCUUUUCUUCAUCAUUUUACAUCAUAUUAUUCACGUUUUACUAUAUAUCAUCAAUGAAUAUGUAUUGGUCAUAAUAAUUAAUAUUGUCUAAAAUUAAUGAUACUAUUAUUAUUAUUUA
Messenger RNA from Salvia miltiorrhiza (redroot sage), 1354 nucleotides. RefSeq names its product purine permease 3-like. Gene Ontology annotation, molecular function: purine nucleoside transmembrane transporter activity. Bases 142 to 1230 code for a protein of 362 amino acids. The transcript has 2 exons. NCBI's taxonomy places the organism in Eukaryota, Viridiplantae, Streptophyta, Magnoliopsida, Lamiales, Lamiaceae. The record is from RefSeq and is a predicted model, not a curated record. Gene Ontology annotation, cellular component: membrane.